This is a messenger RNA of Helianthus annuus (common sunflower), 1188 nucleotides long. Its product is annotated as putative F-box protein At5g55150. The transcript has a single exon. Gene Ontology annotation, molecular function: protein binding. The coding region runs from base 1 to 1188 and encodes 395 amino acids. The record is from RefSeq and is a predicted model, not a curated record. NCBI's taxonomy places the organism in Eukaryota, Viridiplantae, Streptophyta, Magnoliopsida, Asterales, Asteraceae.
AUGACCACUUGGUCGGACCUUCUGCCGGAGAUUCUCAACAGGAUCGCCGGAAAGUUAGAUUUCUAUGAAGAUUCUGUCAACUUUCUUUGUGUUUGUACUUCAUGGAAAUCUUCUGUUUCUACAACAAAAACCAUGAUGAGACAUCGUCCUUCUCGGUUACCCAUGUUGAUGCUUGCAGAAUCCAACACAGAUGAAGACAAUGAACACCAACUGCGUAGGUUCGUUCUUCUUUCAAACGGCGGUACCAUGCGUAAGCUGCCACUACCAGAGGCGCAACGACAGCAAUGUGUAUCGACUCACGGGUGGCUGCUAACAACCGGCGAGGAAGAGUUUUGUGCCAAGCUCGUUAACCCGCUUUCUCGGGCACAGAUCGAUCUCCCACGGAAGUAUAUGUUUGAUGAAUUGUACGCUGAUCAAGAUGAAUGGAUGUACUACUUGUUUAGCAUGAGAAAAGUGUUGUUUACAUCACCAAACCUUUUGUCAUCAGACCCCUCGUUUCGUGUUAUCAUCAUUUGGGGGAGAACUAUCGGAUUUUGCCAGCCCGGAGAUGCUUCGUGGACUCGAAUCAACGGUUGGGAAGGACAUCUGUUCGAUAUCUCGUAUCAUAGAAUGCGAAAACGGCUCUAUGUAGUGGCCACCAUGGGAACAAUCUACGAAUGUGACAUAAUUAACGAUGUUUUGUGUCCUAAAACGUUGUCUCGAGUGACAACGUUCCCAGGAGAAGAGUUUGGGUGCUCGUGUGUUCCGUGGGCGUAUUUACUCGAGUGGGGGUGUGACAGUUUGCUAAUGGUUACCCGUGAACGUUACUAUUUCAAGAAACAUGAUGAUGAAUAUGGGCGUUAUGGACCGUAUAGGACUAGUAGGUUUCAAUGUUUUGUGUUUGGGUUAGACGAUGGAAAGUGGUCGAAAAUCACGAGUUUGGGGGGCAAAGCGGUCUUUGUAGGGUUCAAUUCAUCGUUUGCUAUCCAUGGUGGCGAAGGUGUGAAGCCGGAUUGUAUUUACUUCACCGAUGAUCUUUAUGAACCAUACCGUGGUCUACCGGAGGGCGGUGGAGGAGAUGUCGGAAUAUAUCAUAUGUUUAACGGUAGAAUCGAAACCCUCUUCGAGUCACAAGAGUCGGUUUUCCGGUCUAGUCCUCCUUUAUGGCUUCAAACAAGCACUCUUCCUAUAAUUAAGGGAAUUAAGUAG